This is a messenger RNA of Drosophila yakuba, 875 nucleotides long. RefSeq names its product aprataxin-like protein (gene Aptx). Bases 207 to 875 code for a protein of 222 amino acids. Gene Ontology annotation, molecular function: double-stranded RNA binding; DNA 5'-adenosine monophosphate hydrolase activity; mismatched DNA binding. Gene Ontology annotation, cellular component: nucleus. The transcript is spliced from 3 exons. Lineage: Eukaryota; Metazoa; Arthropoda; Insecta; Diptera; Drosophilidae. The record is from RefSeq and is a predicted model, not a curated record. Gene Ontology annotation, biological process: double-strand break repair; single strand break repair.
AGAGGUUUUCCAGCACUGCCAGCCAGCUGUUAUAGUUUUGGUUUUGUUUUCAGUUAACAAUUAAAUAACUUGCGUACUUCCUUUUUAAAUAGAGUAUUUAAUUAAACAACCGUCAAAAAAAAGAUCUAACUCGGGCAUCAAAUACGUAGAAAACUAUUUGAUCCGCGUUGCUGCCAUUUUAACCAAAUUCGGCACUAGCAUUUGUUAUGUCGUGGUCAAAUGCACUUGUCAAAGAAAUCUUAAAACCAGAAAGUUUGAUAAUUUCAUCAGAAAUCGCAGUGGUUAUAGCAGACAAGUUUCCCAAGGCGAGGCAUCACUACCUGGUGUUGCCCUUGGCAGAUAUUCCCAGCAUCUUUCACUUGAACCGCAGCCAUCUGCCGCUCCUGGAGGAGCUUCAUCUUCUGGCCAGGAACGUUGUGGAGGUGAAAGGGCUGCACUGGCAGGACUUCAACGUGGGGUUCCACGCGGAGCCGAGUAUGCAAAGGCUCCAUUUGCACGUCCUUUCCAGGGACUUUGUAUCACCCAGUUUGAAGAACAAAAAGCAUUGGAACUCAUUCAACACCGAGCUCUUUGUGCCCUACACAAGUAAGGCUUUUGAAGCUGGCUUUAUGCGGCAACUGGAGCACCAUGAGCAAACAAAAGAAAUCGAAUACUCUGAACUGUAUUCCCAACUGGAGAAGGAGAAUAGCAUUUCGAGACUUUCGAAAUCACUGAAAGACGAGCUGCUGGCCAAGCCACUUAUUUGUAAUCAGUGCGAGUUUGUGGCGAAAAAUUUGCCAACACUCAAGGAGCAUCUGGUGGCGCACCUCCAAGAUCCAAAAUCCAUUCGCAAGCGAACUACCAGUGAGAACAAAAGAACCAGUUCCUCCCCAUAA